Molecule: messenger RNA, 1299 nt
Organism: Symbiodinium sp. CCMP2592
Lineage: Eukaryota; Dinophyceae; Suessiales; Symbiodiniaceae
Source: the annotation of a GenBank genome assembly
AUGAAAGCUGCGCAACAAGCCGUGCAAACGCCUGCUGACCAGGAUCCACCGGUGGAUGACUCGUGGAUCGACGACAUAGAACGCAAAGAGGUCAAUCAGAAGGAGGCGAAUGGAGAGCGGGCUUCUGUGCGGAGGGAGCGCAAGCAUGCCGUCAGAGCACGGCGGGCUCGAAACGAUAACGAAGGCAUGCAGGACACCGAAAACGACAAGACUGAGCACCAGGAUCUUGGAGCUGGAGGUAAGAAGAGCGAGAGACAAGACAAGCUCCUCAGUGAGGAACAGACCGCACAGCGGGCUAACGGCAUCUUCCUGUUGGCAGAAGAAUCAGACACCGAAGCCGAGGAUGAGAUCCUUCAAGUCAAGAAGGCAGACAUGGAGGACCUACAGCAGAAUAUGCCUCAUCAACUCGAUGAGUCCAAGUCGUAUGAGGUGGAAGAGGCCAGUGAAGGAGAAGGAUGGAUCAAAAGCUCUUCCAUGAAAGUGCGGGGUGCAAGGAGACGAGGUGAGAUGCAGGCGGAACAGGAGCCCGCGGCGGAGCCAGACCCUCAGCCUGAAGCAGAGUCCAACAGGCAGCCUGCAGAGCUUGAGCGUCAGCAAAGCGAUCUAUCCCAGCCAGACAAGACACAGCCGCAGACAGCACAGACGCAGCAGACAGCCGACGCUCCAAACGGCUUGUCCAAGCGGCAGCGGCAACGAAUACGUCAGCGACAAGCCGGCGAAGAUGCACGGGCAUCUGGUCGCAAGCCAGAUCCACGGCAUGAGGCAGCUUCCAAGAUGGAGAAAGAAGAGGAAGCCACGACGCUGUCUGCACCGGAAACAUCGGCAACUUCCGUGGCCGUUGAAGCGAUAAAAGCUGAUGCCCCUGCAUCAGACAGCUCUCGUCCGGAGAAGGAGGCAGAUGAGCUGGCACCGUCUUUUGCAGACAUCGUGGCAGGCAGAACACCGAGGCCCCUUGGAGUCGAGCCUGAGAGUCCGAAGGCCAACAAACACCUGCCAUUUACAGCUGAUGCUCCCGACUUUGUGCCGAUGGCCACAAUGACAGAAAUGCCAUUCCAGGGCAUAGUCGCCUUCUUCCCCAUCCAGGGCUCGGAGGGUCCCAUGGGAUAUUGGACUCAAGCGGGUGUCGCUGAGGACAUGAUCAAUGGACCAUUUGUAUCUCCCGCUCAGUGGUCUUGGGACCCAAACUGCUUGCAGAGCAACAAGACUCCUGUGCCGAUGUACCAGCAAUUUGAUAAGACCAAGCUGUGUGCCGGGUGCUUAGCAGGCGUAGCAUGCUUUUCCAGGAUGUCGUAUGGUUGA